AUACUCGCCUAAGCCACGAGUCCGACAUCCCCCAUCCGGAUCAAGCGGGUCGCGACGCGAUCGGUUCCCGUCUAACGACGCGAUGUAGUGUCGUUUGUCGUCGUGGUAAUGGUGAUGUCGUCGUGCUGUUAACGGCCGCGGAAGACAAGGUGAGAAGACCAGACGAUGAACGGCGAGCGAGACUCGUGAUCGUCUCGCGCGGACUCCACGAAGAGUACCGCGACGAUCCGCGGGAAAAAGGAGAAGAAAAAGAAGACGGUCCGGUGGGGCCCUGGCCAUGGGGGAGACAGCAUGUUCUCCGAGCUGUGCAGGGAGACCCUGCGGAAGGCAGCAGUGUGCUACAGUUCUGCUCGUGCAGGAAGUCCAUCACCAUCGCCACCAACGUCUCCGCCGCCAUCACCCGCCAAGGAGGCAAAGACUGCUGCCAACGCUGACCUGGCAAAUGUCCGUGAUGCCGGCCACGAGGGAGCCAGAGACCACCAGCAUCAUUCAGGGACCACCGGAAGACGGGCGUCGCCGAGCGGAAACGCUACCGGCGAGCCCAGAGACCCGGCCGCGGAGAGAUCGACGACCGAUCGCUCGAACGACGUCAGGGAGUACGUUUACGUCCGAAAGCGGCCGGCGAUGCCUACUGACUUCAGUAAGCGACUGCCCGGGCUCGAGGCGCGGGAGGGUCGACGUGGCACGUGCGUUGUCGAUCCCAGGGAGUCCCGAUCGGUGUCCCCCGAGAAGGGACGCCAGCAGUACGAGGACACCAACCGAGGAGGAGGAGGAGGAGGAGGAGGAGGAAACGGAGGAGGUGCCAGCGAGUGCGGUAGACCGGACUCGAGACUCAGCAGACGCUCCCCAGGGUCGUCGCCCGAACCCGAGGACAACUCCUCAACUUCUGGCGACGAAGCUGGAGCCGCUCCUGAGGAAACUAACCAAAGGUCCAGUUCUGCACACAAUCGCCACUCUCUCACGAAGGAACAAACGAUGCACUGGUUCGCCCAGAUCGGAGUAGACGACGACGACGGCGCUCUCGCUUUGUCAGAUGUGAAGCGCCGGCAAAGUCUCUACGAUGAGGAUUCCCUCGACGGUGAUCGUCCUUACGAGAAUGAAGGACGCGACUCGACGGGAAGCUCGAAGGAGUUGGACAGGGCGAAGCUUGUCCGCGAGAGGCAGAACGAGGAGCGACAGCGGAAGUUGGAGGAGCUCAGGCAACAAGCGCUCGCCGCGCAACGCUUCCGGGAGCAGCGCGAAGAGGAGCGACGAAGACGCAUCGACGAGCUCAGAUCGCGUGACAACGACAGACGAAACCAAGUGGAAGAGAGAAAACGGCUGAUAUGCGAAGCCGAACGGGAAAGACGGGAGGCUAUCCUCCGGAAGAACCAGGAGAGAGAGGCACGCAUCGAGGCGAAGAAGAAGAACGAAAGGUCGCACAUUGUCUUCGCGUUCGGCAGUUCUACGCCGCGGAUGUUGGAGCCCGCUGACACUGGCGGCUCUACCUUCUGGGGCACUCGCAGGGCUACCUCCACCACCAACGUCAUGAUGUUCUCUGCGGCGCAACCGCUUACCAGGAGAUCCUCCGAGAGAGAGCUGGAUGGCAGCAAGAAGCGGGCCACUUCCGCCGGUGGACUCGACCGAAAACCCGGCGAAGAUAUGAGAAUGUCCUCGUCCAUGUACGAGGUGUUCAAUUGGAAUUCUAGCCCCGAUCCCCCUUUAACUCCUGCCAAGCAUAAGAGAGCCAGCCUCUCUCUACCUCCCACAACCGACAUCUUUGCCGUCGAUGAUAAAUCAGAUAGCGAUACUCGGCGUCCCAUGAUUCAGCGGGCUGCCAGUGGUGAGGAGAGCGACGGCACCACACCCAGCACACCCAGCUCAGUUUACCUGCGGGUGAACAGAAGGCGCACCGACCUCAUGCCGACGAUACCGUCCCCGCGCGACGGCCCGCCGUCAACGGCGCGCAGCUCCAGCGCCAAGGCCUUCACACGCUCGCCAGGUAGGACUUACUCCAUGUCCAGGCUGGACCAGCUGGCGCAGCCUAGGAAACGCGCGACCGAGCAGCUCGGCACGUUAACGGAACAGCAGCAGCAGCAGCAGCAGCAGCAGCAGAGUCAGCCUCUGAGCGCUUCUAGCAUGAGCCGCAGCAUGUCGCACUUGGCCGCGCCCGGCGCCAAAAGUCUCAAACGUUCAGACAACUCGCGUAGCAUGGGCACGCUGCCGGGCGCGGCGCCGAUACCGAGACCCACCCGCGCUGAGCGACUACGCCGCAAGGCUCGCGAGUACCAGCAGGCUCAGCAACAGCAGCAGCAGCAAGGUAUCCGCAGCGGCGAAGUGACACCCAACAGCCCGUCCCGACCGCACAGCUCCAUGAGCCAGCAGAGCGCCAGCAGCGUGGGCAGCAGUAAUGUCAAUCUGCGUUCCCGUACGGCCGCGUCGCGCCGACCGCGGCCUGCUUCUAUUGCCGGUACCGGUGUCUCGGUCACAGAAAAACACAAUCUGGUGGGCGACGUGAAAUUAACGAAGGAUUCAAAGCCACCACUGCCAAAGGUCCAUAGCACUCCAAAGAAACCUUCUACACCCAAAGCCACGGAGGUGAAGAAGCCGACGGAGAAGUUAAUCAAGAAUGUCAAGUCGUCACCGCGAAUAACCCCGAAAGCGACACCCCUGCAAAGUCCUGGAGCUGAGCAUGCACCGCUCAUUCGCGACUCUACUGUGGAGAUCAUAAAGCAGAAUGACAGCAAGGAUACACAGGAUGUGAAAUUGGAGGAUAAAAACGAAGAGAAGAAAGAUCAGGGCAGCGAGAAAAUUCAGCAACAGGAGUCGAACAUCGUCGAACCCGUAACCGAAAAUACAAAGGUAACGGAAGAGCAAACGAUGCUUGUGUCAGCAAGCAAACAAGUCAAGGACGAAACUAAUUUGUUGCAAGAGAAUCUGUCAAGUGCAGUUGCGGAGGAACUACCAAAAGUCACUAAAAAGGAGGAAAACAAACAAGAAAAGAAACCAACGGAGACAACUGAAGUCAAGCUCGAGAGCGAAGUGGACGAGCAAAUCGACAUGUCAGCUUCGAUGAUUGCGAAGAUCAGAAUCACCACCGAAGAAGAAGCCAAAGCCGCUUUGGCCGAGCGUAGAAGAUUAGCUCGAGAACAAGCGGAACGAGAGGCGGAACUUGAGCGUCAACGAAAGGAGGAAGAAGCGCGCUUAGAAGCCGAAAGAUUGCGCGCGGAGGAGGAGGAACAACGUCGUUUGGAGGAGGAGACUCUACGCUUGGCUAAUGAAGCUCGAGAGGCUGAGGAGCAGCGACUGCGACUAGCGAUCGAGGAAGCCAAACGUCGCGAAGAAGAAGACAGAAGGAAAAGAGAAGAGGAAGCUCGUCAGAAACAGGAGAAAGAGGAAGCGGAGCGUAAAGCAAGAGAGGAGGCGGAAAGACAACGAAUCGAAAUGUCGGAGAGGCUUAAGAAGGAAGAGGAGGAGCGCAAUGCCAGACGCAAACGAGUCGAGGCAAUAAUGCUUAGGACGAGAGGCAAAAAUCAGUCUAACACGCCUACCAAGGGUGAGGUUGGUGAUGGUGACAAGUUAAAGGAAGAAAGUCCUAGCGACGAGAGCAAACCCGUGCCUGGCAGCAAAGGCGACGACGUUAUGACAGCCAGUUUAAUUUCCGAAGCGACUGAGCAGUUCAUUAGUGGUGAACAGCGAGCGCAUCAGGCGGAAAACAACGCCGCGCCGGACAUUGUGCACAACGGCACGCAUAGCAACGGCAUUAACGAAAGUAAAAUUGUAUUGGAUAAUAAUCAGGGUAACGUUGAAGGAGAAUUGAACGGUCAUCACACGAAUCACGGGAACGGUAUCAACAGUCAGUCGAUUACACUGGACAAUGCCACUGUCAAGCAAAACAACGUGACCAACAACCUGUUAGACCUGUCGGAGUUCGACACUCUGAGUAAUAACAGUAGCGGCUACAAUACCGGGCCGAUACUCGAACUGACGCCCAAUCUGGCGAACGAGGAUACCCUCAACUCUAAUCUAAAUCCGGCGGCGAUGCCUUUUACUCCGAUGGGUAAUACGUUCGUGCCCGCCGCCGCUAACGCCAAUGUCAAUCCGUUCCAGGACAAUUUCAUCAACAACAAACCGCAAGAUAAUAAUCAGGUACCAGAUCUUUUGUCAUAAAGUGUCACUCGAACGUUCUCCCGGACAAGCAGAAGAGGAGCAGUUCGGUAAUCAAUAACCAAAUUGCUCGUGGCGAGCAAUAGCUAUACUCAGAACGAGACAAAUCGUUUACGAUAAUGUAAAUAACCGCUGUCGCGCGAUGUAUCGUCUGUAGAGGAAAUAUCUAGAUGAAGUGAACAGAGAAGGGCGCCGCAUCGGACUGACCAUCCGUGGGCCCACGAUCGUGCCGAGCUCUGAGAAUUAUUACCGGGAAAAAGGAAGUGUAAUAUAUAAUAUCUAAUGUUAAUUAAUAAUAUUAUUCAACAGCAAGUGUGGACACUCAGUCUGUGUGUCGUAGUAUGCUAUUAGAUAAAUAUAACUUUCUAAAGGACUUUCGGAAAGGGAUGAGGCCUGUUUGUAACACAUCAUUUUCGGAUACACGGGCGUAUUUUACGGUAACGAAUCGAAAUUAAUUUCUCACAUAUUCACAUACACAGACACACAUACGUACAUGCAAUCAUAUGGACACAUACACGAUUUCGCUCUUAUCCCCCACAAGUAUAUUCACACCCGCGUGUAAACAAUUAAAAUUUUCAAAACAGAAAUCAGCUAGCGAUAAUAGAAGAUAUCGAGAGUCACGCGGAAGAUAUACAGUAUAAAUGACGAAAAAAUGUAGCACAAGAUAUGAAAAGGAAAGAAUCACAAGCGAUGAUACCGAAAUCAGAUAAACUCUGAAAACGUAUCUGCCAAAACGACGUAGGAAUCGAGCUCCGAUGAAUUAGAGAAUCUCCCUAACGUAAGAGAUAGCAUAAAGUACUACCUAGGUAGUUACAACUUCACGAUAAUCGGAUUCAAGCGCGUAAUCGCGUCCAUGAAUAUGAAAAAAAAAAGAAAGAGAGAGAGAAAUAUUUUGCGGAUACAGCAUAGGGGAAAAUAAUAGACAGAGAAAGAGCAAAGAGAAAGAGCACUUUUCUUCCAUACCAGAUUUCGAGGCGUGCGCUCACUAGUCAAGCAAUCUUAUUACUUUUUUUCUUUUUUUCCUUUUAUUUUUUAUCGUAUAUCGUUUAGAGGGCCUACUUAACAUUGGUAUACUCUAGGUAUUUGCUAGACGUCACUAUUGUUACGUUUCUUCGUGGAUCUAACAUAAAUUCUCUAGCUGUGAUGAUGAUAAUGAUGGUGGAUGAAAAUAAUGAUGAUGAUGACGAUGACGCUGAUUGCUUUGUGAGAUAGCCGCUGCAUAAGUUAACGGAGUGAUGAUCCAGUAGCGUUAAUUGUAAGAGUUGUAUGCGCGAGAGAUAUAUUACAGACGGUCGCGCGAGACUAAUCGCGUUUCAUUCGACGAAGAAAAGCACGACGAUCGCAAGCUCGCGAUAGCAAGAUCGAUAGCGUGAAUGUGGAGCGCGAAGCCGAAUAUCGCUGUAAUGUUCGAAGGUACGAAAGAUGCAAAAUGUAAUCACGCCAUUAUUCGCGCCGUAAAGACAUUACCAAACGUGGAUAUCGGGAGCAUGCUUUGCAUUUUACGCUCGUCUUUUCGUGCGCGAUGUCACCGUUAGGGUGCCGAUUAUAAAGCCGGCGACAGAUUAUUUGUAACAUGGAUGAAAAAGUAAGAACACAUUUCUGUUAUCCCGAUUCUAUUCGGGACGCAUGGUCGAGAGAACUUUCGACACUAGAGAAAAGAUAGGAUUAGUGUAUAGACUUUUAUGUAUACCCCGUUUGUUAUGCGACUCUUCUCUCGUACGUUUGCGCCACACGCGCACGCAAUUUUCAUCCUCCCCCUUUCCAUCUGCUCUUUACUUUAAUCGCAUUUUAUUGUAAUCAGUAAAGGGUUUAUUGAGCUGCAUGUGGUGUAAGCUGAGAUUUUCUCGUCAGCGUCGUUUCCGUUUAUAUUCGAGAUAUAUUCUCGUUCACUGUUGCAUAACGUUGUUUUCGGGUGUGUCGAAGCAGAUUUUCCCAUUCGCAAAUGAUCGAUAUAUUUUCUCAUUCAUGAAUGAUAUGUAUUUUUAUCAAGAGUUAUUAGCGAGCUUGUUUGUACAGACGCAUGUUGCAUCGCGAGUCGUUAUUCACGCACCGAGAAUAUCCCGAUCGUUGAGAAGGAAAAAAGACGAAAAGCGUAAAGCCCGAAACCGUGCAAAGCGACAGAUUUAUUGACACGUUUUAUCGUCCGUUUCUCCCAUGAGAAAAAUCGUCUCUGCGUUUGUCUUGUAAAAAUUUUAAAGCUGUAACGAAUCGCAGUCACCUCAUUCGUUACAAGUUAUUGUGUAUCAAACUUAUAUUUAUUAGUUCUUUUUUUCCCGACAGAUAUAUUUAUUAACCGUUCGGACACCGUAUAUUACCCUUGCGUCACGUGUACACUUAUACUAUUUCUAUUAGAUUUGGUUGAGACUAUUAAAACUACUCUAUAAGAAUACAUAAUAAUAAUAAUAAUAAUAAUAGAAUACGAGACAACGCGCAUUUCUAAAUAUACAAUAACGAAAAAAAAAAUGCUAAAUAUCAUCAGUCAUGUCUAAAAAAACAAAUACUUCAUAUUGUAAAAAAUGCUUGUAUGUAAUAAAUACUUAAUACCGAAAAACA
This is a messenger RNA of Odontomachus brunneus, 6699 nucleotides long. RefSeq names its product ensconsin-like. The record is from RefSeq and is a predicted model, not a curated record. Bases 292 to 4149 code for a protein of 1285 amino acids. Gene Ontology annotation, cellular component: microtubule cytoskeleton. NCBI's taxonomy places the organism in Eukaryota, Metazoa, Arthropoda, Insecta, Hymenoptera, Formicidae. The transcript has 18 exons. Gene Ontology annotation, biological process: microtubule cytoskeleton organization.